AUGCAGCCAUUCGAGGAGCAAGAGGAUCCGAGCUUCGCGUCCGUGGUGGAGCCUGCGCAGCUACAGCGGCCUCACUGUGACCAAUGUAUCGUUGCCAUCGCCGACUACGAGUGUCUACGCUGCGUCCAGCGCUUCUGUAGGCAAUGCGAACUGGUAGUCCACCACCGACUAGGCGAACUUGCUAUGAAACAUGAAGAAAGUAAAGGAGACGGACGACCACACCAGGAAUUUCUCAAAUGGAUCAGUGCUUGCCAAGAGUGUGGCGAGAAGACUCUGGAGUUCUUCUGUCUAAAUUGCAACAUGUAUCAGUGUGAGAACUGUUGUGCGACCAAGCAUCUUCAGCUGGGACCGCAUUUCUUCUUUUGUGUCGAAGGUUCAUCACCGAAAAUGCUUCCUUUUGCUACCUGGAAUCUGAUGUUUGUGGAAACGGUCAAGAUGAGCAAGGGGCACAUGCAGGACAAAGCUGCCGCAAUAGAAGCGGCAGUGGCUGUGACGAGGACUAUGCCAGAAGUAAAUCAUAGCGCUUCGGCUGCAGCACAAGUCAAGCUGGAGCAACCUGUCACAUUAACUACAACGAAUGCCACGGCAGCUGCGCUAGGGAACUUGACCAUCGAUGGAACUGCCCCUGAAGGUACACCGCUGCCUGCAGACCAACAGCCGAAGCUACAAGCAAAGCACUCAUCUCGAGGAACGACCACAUCCUUCGUCGAUUUGACACUUGAUGAUGAAAACGAUGCCAGUUCAAAUGGCGCGUCCACUUUGCCAUCAGCUCAGCCAUUUGUUAAGGAAGAGGCCCGUGUUAAAACUGAAGAUGCAUGGUUGACCUCAGCCGCCACUGCUCAAGAGAAACCGUUUUUGUUUGACGUAGAAACGUUAAUGGAAAACUUACUGGGAGAGGAUGAUGAUCCUGUUUUGCGCUUUAUGGUCAGUGAGUACAACCAGCUCAGUGCGAAGAUCUUCACCAUUGACCAGGAAGUUGACAGUGUUCGCAAGAAAACAAAAGAGCUGUCAAGUGUACAACCGAUGGAUACACAGGAAGUGAAUAGAACCCGCGCCAUGGCAAAUACACUCCGAAAAGAAAAGACAGAGUUGGAGAAAGCUCGAGAUGGAGUGGUGGCCAAGAUCGUUUAUUAUAUAAAGUCCGAUCCGGAGGAGCUGAAAAGUUUUUUGGAAAACUGCACCGCCGAAGUCGCUUAUGCUCAAACUGCGUGUCACCGCAAGUGCGCGACACUAGAGGCUAGCAUUCGUCAGAACUUGGAGAACAUCGGAAGGAUUCAACACGAUAUGGAAGAGUUAAUCAACAUGAAGAAGGAUGCAUUUGCUGAGGUCACUCGUCUCGGAGUUGAAAUCGCUCAAGGCGAGGAAGAGGUUCGCAAGUUGGACAAGGAACGACAGGACGAAUUUUUGCGUCUGUGUCAAUUCAGUAAAUCGAUUCAGACCGCUGUACAGGGAAUGGCUGCGAGCAUUUAG
Peronospora farinosa is the source of this 1470-nucleotide messenger RNA. Lineage: Eukaryota; Oomycota; Peronosporomycetes; Peronosporales; Peronosporaceae. The record is from the annotation of a GenBank genome assembly.